Paramacrobiotus metropolitanus is the source of this 814-nucleotide messenger RNA. Its product is annotated as serine/threonine-protein kinase STK11-like. Gene Ontology annotation, cellular component: cytoplasm. Gene Ontology annotation, biological process: protein phosphorylation. Bases 20 to 661 code for a protein of 213 amino acids. Gene Ontology annotation, molecular function: ATP binding; protein serine/threonine kinase activity. The record is from RefSeq and is a predicted model, not a curated record. NCBI's taxonomy places the organism in Eukaryota, Metazoa, Tardigrada, Eutardigrada, Parachela, Macrobiotidae. The transcript has 4 exons.
UCACCCGUGGAGGAGGAUCAUGUCAUUCUCGGACGGAGGAUGGAUUUUGCCCGCCUUACCCAGUCGAGAGCGAUGCCCCGCGGUGCAGCCUCCAGAAGUGGCUGAUGGCUUGGACCAUUUUUCCGGAUUCAAGUUGGAUGUGUGGUCGUGUGGUGUGACCUUUUUCAGUUUAUGUGCGGGCAACUCGCGAUUUCCGUUUGUCGGAGAAACGGUGUACGAAUUGUUUGCUAAUAUUUCUGAGCGUCCCCAUGAAAUGCCCAAAGAAAUUAAAGAUGCUGACCCCGAAUUUUGUAACUUGAUUGACGUAAUGCUGGAGAAGAGGGAAGCGAAUAGGCCGUCACUGGACGCCGUGCGCCACCAUCCCUGGGUUCGGCGGCACUGGCCGAUGCCACCGGCGGGAAUUCCCAUACAGGAAACUAUUGAUAAGGCCGCCGUUCGGUCGGUGGACAGCUUCCUGCCCUACAUCAAGUCUUAUUAUCACUCCAGCGCCCGCACCAGUCGAGCUGGCAGUAUUUGUUGUACUACAGGUGGACGCAUACAGCAUCACCAUCACCACUAUCCCCGCUGUCAUUCGCAUCAUCUGGUACCGCACAACAGCACCUGGAAAUCGUGUCGACCCAACCAUGAUCGACGUCGAACGUCCAUUGAGUCGCGACUUUAACGCACAAUAACAGUAUCCGGAGUAUUCAUAAACAUAGAGAUGCUACUAAUCGUCGUGCCACUAUCGAUGAAACCGCUACUGGAGAGCAUUCAGUAGGCGCGGCCACAUUGGACCGGUCUGAGUGCUGAGCAAGGUUGUUUUGCUGUCAAAAAG